Molecule: messenger RNA, 3642 nt
Organism: Filobasidium floriforme
Lineage: Eukaryota; Fungi; Basidiomycota; Tremellomycetes; Filobasidiales; Filobasidiaceae
Product: Pep3/Vps18/deep orange family-domain-containing protein
Exons: 12
Coding region: 112-3558 (1148 amino acids)
Biological process (GO): vesicle-mediated transport; intracellular protein transport; organelle fusion
Cellular component (GO): endosome; HOPS complex
Molecular function (GO): protein-macromolecule adaptor activity
Source: RefSeq, a predicted model, not a curated record
CAUCAACAUUCCAUUCUCCUCUGUUAGCAGGAACAUUCAAUCUUCGAUAUCCUCUCGGUCAACUAGGGUGUCCGGCCUGUGCUUUGGUGUGGAGAUUCGCGAUUGAGCACGAUGUUUGACGAUUUCGUAGAGCACUCCUCAAGUGGCGGUAAACAGAUUAGCGCUGUCAACAGGAUCGAUGCCUACGGUCGGCGUCAGCAACACGCUUAUGUGCCGGUCGACGGAUUCGAGCAGGACACUCUGGUGGACGGCGAGCACGAGUUCGAUGUAGCAGGCGGGGACGAGUUGGAAGCGUUGGAGCCUCUCUAUAUGCCUAAGCUUCUGGCAGAUGGAUCCGCACCCAUCUUCUCGCUUUCAUCGGUCCAGUUUUCCUUGCCGGGUGAUCUGCUAUCUUUGCAAGUCAACAACAAUACCCUGGCAAUGGCCAUCGAACCCUUGUCCUUGAUCCUCAUCGACUUGAACCGGCCGGCCGAGUUGGUGAAUGUGGAUCUGCCGCGCCCUGCACCGGACGGGAGGGGUAGCAACCCAGCCAUCAAGGCUCUCUUCGGAGACCCUACAGGACGACAUCUCUUGAUCACGGUGACGACAGGAGAUGUAUUUUACCUCUCCACCGCCGUUAUCGCUACCGGACAGGCUGGAGCGGCUGCCAACACAGCUCGAAAGGCUCGACCGCUCCGUUUGAGACAUGCGAUUGCAUGCGUCGCGUGGGCACCGGCCGUUCCGGAGUCAGCGGGAGCGACUCGGACUGAUGUGGCGGAGUGUCUUCUCGGCUCUACGGACGGAUCGAUCUCAACCCUGACGCUACCUCCUAGCGACGAUAUCUUCAACCUCAAAUCGGUUUCACUCGCCAAGACGUUCGAGCGAGAUCACGUGGAUAUCUUCACCUUUCCGGGAAGGGAGAGCGUAGGAGGCUUGUCUUUUGGCUUUUGGAAAGAUCCCUCGACGAAGCAAGGCAACGCCAAAAUUCCCGGUGAAAAGAAGGUAUGGCUUCUCACGUCGACCGCGACACGGCUUUAUGAGUCGCAAGUCAAUGUACCGAGCGGCAAUCCUGGAUGGCACAUGGUUGGAAAGUACGGAUGGGCUGAAGAGAUGUUCAAGACUUUACGGGAUCAGAAGACAAUCCCAAAGUCGCUGGAGUUCGCCGACUCUUCGGCGUCUACGAUGCUCAGCUCGUUCUGGCAAACAGCUUCACCCAACAGUCGCAAGAACAGUUUGAAGACCGUGCGCCAACCCAAGAUUCUCGCACGACUUACAAAUCCGGGCAUCUACCAUACGGAAAUUCCAUCUGAACGAUCGUCGAAUAUGCUCGAACGCUUCCAGACGUGUCCAUAUGCCACCAGUGGCCAAGGUGAUACUAACCUGGAGGCGACCGUCAUGCCAUUAUCGAUACUGGCCACAGAAUUCCACUUGAUCCUCCUAUUUCGUUCGCAUCUCGUCGCACUGUCGAGAUUGACUCAGCGGAUAGUCUGGGAAGAGAAUUUGAAUCUGCGGCAAGGCGAAAACCCAAAGGGUCUUGUCGCAGAUGAUCAAAACGCUACGUUCUGGAUCUAUACGAAUCAGGCGUUGUAUGAGAUAGUGGUCAAAGACGAGGAUCGCGAUGUCUGGAAGGCCAAGCUUGAGCAGGAGGAUUUCGAGGAAGCCCUGAGAUACGCAAAGAAUCCGAAGCAAUUGGAUAUCGUGCGGUCCCGACAGGCCGACAGUUUCUUCGAUCAGAAACGUUACCUCCAAGCGGCUCAGACUUACUCCAAGUGCUCCCGGAGCUUCGAGUUCGUGACCUUGCGGUUCGUAGAUGCGGACGAGAAGGAUGCGUUGCGGAUAUACCUUUCUGAGCGGCUGGAUGCAUUGCCGAAAACGGACGCAACGCAACGCAUGAUGUUGGCUACUUGGCUGGUUGAGAUCUAUUUGAGCAAAUGCAAUACGCUCGAGGAUAUCAUUGCAGCGGAGGCUGCCACAUCCGAUGUUGAUAGCCUCCGAACAGAGCUCUUGCUGAUGGAAGAGGAUCUGCGAAACUUUUUGACGACUUACAAGGCCAACCUGGAUGCUACAGUUGUCUAUGAAUUAAUACAGAGUCAUGGUCGAACCGACAUCUACCUGUUCUACGCUGGCCUUCUCGACGAUCACGACAUUGUCAUUCAGCAUUACAUCGAUAACGAAACGUGGUUGGCUUCUAUCGAUGUCCUUAACAGACAGUCAUCCCUGGACCUGUAUUAUCGUCAUGCAUCGACAUUGAUAGCCCAUGCGACCAAGGAGACGAUAGAAUGCUGGCUGAAACGACCGAUGCUGGAGCCGAAGCGCCUCGUACCGGCCCUGUUAUCGCUGCAUCGCACACGGAAUUCCUCUUCUCGUGCUCAUGUCAUGAGGUAUCUCCGUACCGUCAUCGAUCGUGGAGACCGGGAACGGACGGUACAUAACCUGCUGUUGACAAUGUUGGCACAAGAAGACCAAGCGGACGAAGUUAUGCUGUUGGACUUUCUCAACAACGUCGCAGACAAUCCUCUAACUGGAAAGCCAUAUUACGAUCUGGAUUACGCUCUACGUACAUGCAAAUACAACGACCGACUGCUGUCCUGCAUCUUGAUCUACUCCAAGAUGGGUCUCUAUGAGAACAGUGUGGAUCUAGCUCUGGCAAAGGACAAUCUGGACUUGGCAAGGCUGAAUGCCAACAAGCCGGAGGAUAACGACGAUCUACGCAGGCGUUUAUGGCUGAAGAUCGCCAAACACGUCAUUCAAGAUCGCAAGGAUAUCAAGAGUGCCAUACAAUUUCUGGAGCAAACGGACCUCCUCAAGAUUGAAGACAUCCUGCCGUACUUUCCCGACUUUACCGUCAUCAAUGAAUUCAAGGACGAGAUCUGUAAUGCUCUCGAGGACUAUAGCGUCCACAUCGAACGCUUACGGGGAGAAAUGGACGAUGCAACUCAGUCGGCGGAAAAUAUCAAGUCGGACAUUGAAAACUUGCGCAAUCGCUUCAUUACGAUCGAUGCCAAUGAAAGGUGCUCAAAGUGCCGAGCCGCUCUUUUGACAAGGCAGUUCUAUGCGUUCCCGUGCCAGCACACGUUCCACACAGAUUGUUUGAUUGCGAUGGCCAAGGAGACAUUGCCUGCGAGCUCAUUGCGCCGAAUACUGCAUCUUCAGGACGAAUUGGUCCGCCUGGCGAAACCGAUCAAAUACGCGACAGCCGAGCAAGAGACGAAAACAAGAACCCUCUUGUCGGCAGGUACAGCGCCGGUGCCUGUGAUGGAGGGCAUAGCCUCGGCCCUCGACCCUAGCAACCUCCUAUUCGGAGGUAGCAGGAAACUCCUAGCCGCCGGAGAUAAAUUACGGGAACUCAUCAUUCCCGAUGUUCUGGCUUCCGCUGUCAGCGUUGUCAGCGGCAAGGGAAGCAAAGGAGAGAGGGGAAUGGUCGCAAACGACGCUCGGGAUCAGGACAAGAUCGACAAGCUCAGAGCGGAAAUCGAUCAGGUUCUAGCGAUGACAUGCGUUCUCUGCGAGAGUUCCAUUACGACGCUGGAUCGACCAUUCGUGACCGAGACCGAUGAUGACGGCUCAUGGGAUAUUUAAUGCAGCUCAGCAUCAAGACGAAGAUUAUGAAAAGGCAAUUGGCGCAGGCUGUAACCACUUUUAUAGAGAGAUGUAGGAACCAGU